Paramecium sonneborni is the source of this 1755-nucleotide messenger RNA. The record is from the annotation of a GenBank genome assembly. NCBI's taxonomy places the organism in Eukaryota, Ciliophora, Oligohymenophorea, Peniculida, Parameciidae.
AUUUUAUUUAACCACAUCCAUGUUUAACUAAUCCCCAUUAAAAUAAAAAGGGUCAUACAUUGUUGGAUAAUCUAGAAUGUCCCAAGAUGUGAAGCAAAAUACUUAAUAGCUAACUUAAUUUUCAAAUUAAUAGCAAUUAAGCUCUACUUAUCAAUAGGUACAGUAAUUAAAUUAUUAGUAAAAUUAGUCUUAAACCUUAUAAGUAUAGAGCACAAUUCAAUAAUAAAACACAGUUACUUAGUAGUCAUUUCAACAAGUUAGAUCAGUGGCAGCUAAUUAAGUAUCAACUAGAUCAAUUAAUUAAUAAGUACAAAUAAUAUGAAAUUUAAGGCUGAAACCCAAGUGUCAGUUGGAAAUAUUAUUAUACCACCUUAGUAAUAGCCUGUCCAAUAAUCUUAGUAAAUAAGAAUAGAGGCUCCAAGAUCAUUAAGAAAUUAUAUGAAUACAUCUCCACAAGGACCAUUAUCUCAUAAAUCUAACAAAAGUUUUUCAAGUACAAAACCUGCUUUCGUUGAAUACUACCCUCCAGUUUAUAUGCAACACGUAGAACCAGUUUAUUAAUAAACUAUUAUUGAAAAUCCAAUAAAAGUAGUUGACCUUAUAAAGUUCGAAGAAAUGUGGAGUAAAAGAUUGAAAGGAAUUGAACAAAUCCUUGAAUCUAAAAAUUAAGUCAUUGUAGAACCAGAAAACUAUGAAUUAAGGGCUUCAAACAACAAUGAUACUUAAACUAUUAUAGACUUAUAAACUGAACUCUUUAGAGUAAAAACUCUUUUAGAAGAAAGAGAAAGAGAAAUUAUAAUAUUGAAAUAGUAAUUGUUAAAUUCAAAAGAACAAAUAGAAUUUGAAAGCAGUAAUAUUUUAUUAUUAAUUUUAGAACAAAAUAAUAAUGCUUCUAACCUUUUAAUAUCAGAGUUGCAAAUAAAAAUUACAACUCUUCAAUAAACUAUAUCUAAUUUAUAAUUCGAUUUGAAAUCAACUUAAGAAAUCAUGGAGUAAUAUAAGUUUGAAAACUUAGAAUUAAAAUCAGAAAUUCAAAAUAAUUUAACUAUUUUAAAUAGUAAAGAAGAAAUCAUAAUACAAUUAAAAUAAUAAUUGUAAUCUUCACUUGAAUAAUAUAACUUUGAAGCUUGUAAUUAUUAUAUUUAUAAUUAGAAUCUGGUAAAAAUGCUUCAUAAUAAACAAUAUCUGAGUUAUAAAUUAAACUGAAUUCUUUUUAGUAAACAAUAAACAGCUAAUAAUUAAAUUUGAAUUAAAGAGAUGAUUUGAUAGAAAAAUUGAGAAUUGAAAUCAAUCAACUCAAUAUUGAAUAAUAAAAUAUCCAUAAUUUAUGUAAUGAAAAAGAUGACAUUAUUUCAAAAUUAUAAAUGGAAUUAAAUGAACUCUACUAAUAAGUUGAUUAAUUAAGCGAAGAAAUUACAACAACUCAAUCAGUUUAAACCUUUGAGGAAGAAGCAAAAAUUUGGAAACAAAAGUUUAAGGAAUUGAAUGAUAUUUAUCAUGCUUGUUAAGAGAAAUUAAUGGUUAAAGAAGCAGAAUAUGAAUCAUUAAUUAAACAGUCAAGUUAAUAAAAAAUAAUAACUUAAACAACAGUCAUUAAGUAAAAUAGUUCACGCUCUAUACAAAAUGUAAAUAUUAUCUUUUAUAAAAGAAUUCUGAAUACACAUCCAACAGUUUGAUUUAAAGUGAUAUUGAAAAAAUGUAAAACAUUUAAAAACCCCUUAUGAUGUGAUAUUUAUAUAUAUUAGAGUUAACAUA